GGGCGGGGCUCCAUACGUCAGGAGGAAAUGGCAGCGGCGCCCGCGGCUUUGGGCCGCACGCUCCGAUAGCGACAACAACAGCGAGAACAACAACAACAGUAACUACAACAGCAACUACAACAGCAUAAACAACAACAACUGUGUGGCCAACAACGCGAACAUCCACGACAACAAAGGCAACAACUCCGUGAGCGACGACGACGACAGCAGCGGCGGCGGCAAAAGCGACUGCACUACUUGACAAACGACAUCAACAACAAAAACAUCAACAGCGACAUCGCCACCCCACCAGCGUCAACGUCUACAGCAACAACUGAGCCAAGCACCACGUCGACAGCGAAGGCACCAACCACCACCACAACCGCAUCAUCAUCAACAAAGAAGAGUGGUCACGCACCCGGCCCGACCACGCUGCCGCCGCCGCCGUAGUGGUGGUGGUCAUCGCGGUCUUGGUUGUGCUCAAGGAGGAGGAGGUCGUGGCAGCCGUGGCGAUCGCCAUGUGCGAGGCGGAGGAGCGCGCGGACAGCCUGGAGGGCUGGGUCGCCAUCCGCGCCGAUGCCUUCAAGGAGGAGGCCCGGCGGCGCGUGGCCUUCAUGGUGGCGUGGAACGACGUGGAGGAGAAGGCGGCCAUAAGCUGCCACGACCGCACGGCCCAGCGGGAGCGGGCCCUGAAGUCGGCGCGGGGUGGCCCUGAGCAGCAGCAGCAGCAGCAGGAUCGGGGUGUGUACAGGCAGCAGCAACAGCAGCAGGAGGAGGUGGUGGGAGACACGAGCUGGGCCGGACUCUUCUCGUGCGAGGAGCUGCGCGGCCUCCACGUGCAGCUAAGCGCGCUGAGUCCCGCGCUCGAGGCCUGGGUCCCGGCCUUCCCCGAGUCGCCCUCGGGGGUCUGGGCGCUGCUCUUCCCGGCCCAGGCCGGGCGACUGCGCGACCCCGAGCGGGAGGCGCUCUGCUCGGCGCUGCAGCUCUACCUGGCGGCGGCUCUGGACGCGUGCGGCUGGACCGUGCUGCGGGAGCUCAUGUUCGGCCAGGAGGACGAGCUGGAGCGAUACUACGAGAGCCUCAGCGACCUGCGGCGCGCCGGGCACGAGGCGGCGCUCGCGCGGGCCAAAGCCGCACUCAGGGAGACGUUUGAGCAGCACAAGCGCACGGAGCGACUGGUGGACAUGCUGUGCGUGUACGCGGCGGAGGACGAUGCGUACGAGCAGCUGGUCACCACCGCCGCCGAGCUGCACCAGUACCUGCUGCAGCCCUUCCGCGACAUGCGCGAGCUCGCCAUGCUGCAGCGCCAGCUCAUCCGGAAGACGCUGGAUUCGGAGGAGCUAGGCCCCCGGCGUGUGCAGGAGCUGCAGCGCGAUGAGCAGGACUGGGCGCAGAAGGCGGAACACGCGGUGCACGCUAUCCAGGACAUCACCGUGCAGUACUUCCACACCACCGUCAAGGCCCUCAAGGCCUUGCUGAGUCAGAUGGAGGCCGACGAGCGGCAGUUUGGGCAGGCGGCGUGGGGCACGGUGCUGCCGCGCCUCGAGCGCCUGCGCUUCCUCGUCGCCAAGGAGACGCUGCAGCUGAUGCGGGGACGCGAGAUGUGUCUCACGCGCAAGCGGCAAGACAUCAAGCGUGAGAUGUCGGAGAUGACGGCGGGAGAGGACGCGCAGGAGCGGCUCGACGCGCUGGAACGCGACUUCUAUGGCGUGCAGCUGGAGCUGUACGCGGCGCAGCUGGAGAGCCUGCGCUGUGAGGAGCAGCUGCUCACUACCUCGCUCGACUCGCUCAAGCGGCAGAUCCGCGAACGCGAGGACGAGGUGAUGUACUUCGACGCGUACGAGAGCCUGGAGGACCUGGAGGCCUCCGUGCACUUCCGCGCCCAGCAGGCGGCGGGGGCGGCGGAGACGGCGCGGCUCCGUCAACAGGCGCUACGACUGCAGAGCAAGCGGGCGCGCAUAUCCUCUAAGCGCGCGUACCUGCGCAGCAAGCGGGAGACGUGCAUCGCUCGGCAAAGGCAGAAGGAGCAGGAGCAGGAGCAGCGCGACGAGCGCUACCGGCAGCACCACGCCGUGCACCUGAAGCGGGAGCAGCAGCGGGAGGGGAGGAGGAUGGAGAGCGAGCGAGUGCAGAGCGAGCGGCAGAAGACGCUGGAGCGGCUGCAGGCGUACCGCCAGAAACACCCACAGCAGAUGGUGCUGCGCCCUCCACGCUACCAACCCCCGAGCACACGGCGCGGCGGCGGUGGCGGUACCAUCAGCGCCGUGAGCAGCCGCUCCCCGUCGCUCCUGUCGCUCUGCUCCGUCUCCUCAUCCUCCUCGUCGCCAUCGUCGCAGCCGCAGCCGCUGCUCCGCACCGAGACCCCGAAACCGUGGCAGGCGCCGGCACGCAAGCCCGAGCGGGGGGCCCGGGCCCCACGUGCCCCCCGCGACAUCCCCGUUCGCAUCUUCUGCGCGGCGCCGCCCGCGGCGGGGGGCUCGGGAGGCGGUGCAGGGGCGGACGAAGCCGAAGCCGCACCGCGGGACGAGUCUCCUCCACGGCCGCUCACGGCGCCGCCGCCGCCACCUCCCGGCCCUCCCCCUCCGCCGCCCCCCCCUCCCCCGCUGCCACCGCCGCCCCCGCCGUGCCCCCCGCCCCCUCCGCCGCUGCCAUCGCCGGAUCCGCCGGGCACCACCGGGACAAGCGGGCGCGCCGAGCGCGUCGCCCGGAAAGAGGCGGUGGCGGCGCCCGUCGCCACGCUGCUGCUCGACACGGGGCUGCUGCGCGACGCGCGGAGCCGCCUGCGCAGCGCGGCACGCGGCAGCAGCGAGGACGGCAACACGGCCCCCGCAGCGGAGCGCAGGGGCUCCCCCAUGGACGAGGUGCUGGCGUCGCUGAAGCGCGGGGGGUUCCACCUGCGCAAGGUAGCGGAGCGGCAGCCAGCGCCCUCCGAGGGCGACGAGGGCGACGAGGACAGCCUCAUGGCGCAGAUCCGCCGUGGCGUGAAGCUCAAGAAGGUGGUGCCCGGUGGCCUGGACGCCGACGGGCCCCGCACCUACCCCGACGCAGACCCCCUCACGCGUAGCAUCCGCCAGGCGAUGAUGAGGAUCAAGGAGGCGUCGCCCGACUCGGACGAGGAGGAGGAGGAAGAGGAAAACAUGAUGAGCGGCGAGUGGGAGAGCUGAGCGUCGCCCGCCUGGGGGCCCGGCGCACCAACUUAGCCGCGCCCGUGGAGGGAGGAGGAGAGGGGUCCGGCCAUCGUGCAGCCUGCGCGAGCCGGGAAUUGCCGGGGCCUCGGCCGGCGGAGUGCACGACACCGAGCAGGGCACGGGGGGGGGGGGGGCGGCCCCGCACGAGCCGCCGGCACCGCCCGUGCCGCACGACGAGGGAGUCGAAGCUCUUAACGACCCUCGUUAGUUGAACGAGACCGUCUAAUUAACAUGUUGGGGCUCUCGGCAACGGGACCCAGUGGCGCUGCCCUCGUUCAACAUUUGUACUCCGUCUUUAUUUAAUUGAGCAUUUUAUGAUUUUUAUGCAAAAAAAAAAUCAGUAUUGUGUUUAUUUAUUGGCUGGGGGAGACUUGUAUCCUACUCCCCUAUGAUGCACCAGGGGCCCGGGGUCAAACCCGGGUCCCUCACUGUGAGGCCUCGUCUGCACGACUCGCAACUCGAGCGCCUCGCUGUCGAAGCCGGCCGGGUUGAACACCCGGUCCCAGGCUCUGGUUCCAGAAGGGGCUGCGGCGCAGCACGUUCACUUUAAACGCCGUGGGAGUCGCGGUGCCGGCGCCGGCAUCCCUGGCGCCGCUACGGGCCGAGCAGGGAGCCCGGGGUGGGGGAAUCGAGACACGGGGGCGUGUGCACCCACCAUGGAGCGGACACCGGCGGAGAGGCUACGGGAGCUGCCAUGGUCGAGAGGGGGUGGGGGAGGGUGAGAUCGGGAUGGUGCUUGUUGAGAAGUGACGAUUGCAAAGUAGGUUCUUGGGUAAGGAAGGAGCAAUGGCACCUUUCUGCCAGGAGGUCUUCAGCACAGGGAUCCCGCUGGCCUCACAUGUGCCCCGCACUCGCCCCUCCCGUGGUGCUCGGCCUCCGCCCUUCCGGUAGCUUGGGUCCCGCGAAGCGCCCCUCGCUCAACACUACACGGGGCGUGCCGAUGUGCUUUUGAGUUUAACCUCCACGUGUUUUACAAACUCAUCUAGAUGACUGUACACGAUGUUAUUUAUAGGCGUCUGGCUUUUAAACGGUUUUGUGUUAAUGAAGCCGCACUCGCCCCUUCCCCUGGGGGUCAGGUGAUCUUGCACAGUUACCCAGGUCACAGGAGACUGGUGUCCAGUGACCCAGUCCAGUAGUGAAUUAGAAUCCAAGGUCCUGACCCAAUGACCUUGGAUCCUGGUUCUCGAGUCCAAUGACGUCGAGUCCCUGGCUCUGGGUGCGGCGUGAUCCCCAGCACCGACCGCGCUGCACUCGUGACGAGCGAGACGGUGCCCCCGUGUGGGAGGUGGAGCGUCUUCGCGCUGCCCGUGUUGGGGGCAGCGUUGGCCGCAGCACAAUGAGCAGCAAGUCACCGCUGCACCUGAAGCAGGAAAAUCAGCAACAGGAGAAGAAACAAAAGAGCCUGGAUUGGCAGCAGCAGGAUCGGAGAUGGCUGUGGUUUAAGUUUGUCAGGCGGUCUCAUCCCCAACGGCACUCCCACGAUGUUGGCCCCUGCCCCAGCCACCAAGGAGCAGGGUUUGUGUUUUGACUCCAGGAUGAGGCCUCGUCUCUCCGAGUCGCUGGGAGUGGUGGUGAUGGGGAGCGCCCGGGUCUCCGAGUUGACCAAAACCUUGCUUCUGGAGGAAGCGGAAGUCACCCGUGUCCCUGACGCCAGCCGAUUCGGGGCACGUUUAUGGCCUCCGGUAUCCAGACCAUACAGGAGAGAGGUCACCGAGACCAGAGAUUUCUCUCAUGAACACCCAGGGUUAAUUAAGCACAGGACUUGUAUAACCGACUCGUGUAAACCCAUUUACUCUCAACACUUUCCCCGUUUCCCCUGCCUAUGACCGACUGCCUCUGUAUAAAAUAAAUAUGCCCACUGUUCUACAGCGUCUUCGGAUAUGGUUGCAUUGCUUUCUCACAAGACUGAGAUUUGUAGACUUACCUAGGCUCGUAGACUUAUAAAUGACUUUUUACUCAUGACCAAUGAGGCAGUGUUCAUUUCUUGUGCUGAUACCGUGUGUACACAUCUGUGCAUGUACCAUGUGCGUGGUACGCAUACCUCGUGUUUUUGGGUUGUGUUGUGCGUCUGACAUUAAAUCGGACUUUUUUUUUGCAUGUGGAGCUUCUGCAGGAACUGAAGUUUAAUUCAGGAAUUGAAUCUCGCUCUUGAAGCUCUUGAAGCUCUUGAGCAGCGGAGCGACACGUAGCAUCGAACGACGUCUCAAGGUGGCACAACCCCAGAACCUGGGCAGCGGCGUGCAAGCAGCCGGUGUGGGGAGCAGCAAGUCGACAGUGCCACGAGGAAGAGGGAGCUUUGAGCGGUGACGGAGAAAUGCUGGGAGCGAGGGCUAUUUUUGCAUCGCUGCUGCACAAAGCACCAUUCCCCCCACCCCCCCCCCAGUUAAGCCUGAGAGAGUUGAAUACAUUCUGAUGGCGAGCACCUAUUAAGGUUGGCAGGGUCCACUCGGUGGUAGUACAAUCCACACCACACCCGCCUUUGUUCCCUCGGUGUAGAUGACUACGCACUGCAACAGGUGCUCAUUUACAGCCAAGUCGACCUAAAGGUGGCUUGGCACGGGUUCAGAUAUUCAUCACCGAUAUGUAUGUUAAACUUUUGCAUCUUAUGUAGCCAACCAUGUGAAUCGGAGGUGCAGGGCAAGAACGACAAAUUAAAGCCAGAAAUCCCAGAUCACCCCACCUGGCGACAUCGCCACGGGAGCGCAGUGCAUGGAGGUUGCAUAUGAAGUGCCACCUCGUUUACGCGACAGCUUUUCUCUUGGCACCCCCAUCUCUCACACACGACGACUCGCAGGGGAACUGGCCAACCAUGCCAGAGGGAACGAUGCCACGGCCGCUAACGGAGUCCCUAAACAGAGUCCCCAAACGGACAGAGGACACGAGGGGACGUCGGCGCCACGGACAACGAUUUAUUCGCAGUGGAAAAAAAAAAGAGGAGCUGCACGACGCGGGGUCGGGGCAGAAACCAACAGCGUCUCUCGUCGCGGGUCGGCGCUCCCUCAGCGGGGAGGGCCCCCACCGUCGCUCUCGUUUUGAUCGUAGGCCCAACUGAAACGUGUCGCACGGGUUGACACACUCGACGUCGCGAGGGACGCUCGACCUCGCUGGCUCGAACGUCGGCAAAAGAUGAGCUUUCCCAGGGCUGCCCAUUACUUGGAACGCCUCUCAAGUUUCUCGAUAAAUAAAGUAAUACUGCACUACUUAAAACCCACAAAUAAAACUUGAUACCGCACAGUAGUAAUAAUAGUAGUAGCUUAACGAUUGGCAAAGUAUCCCCAUUCAAAAAAAAAACAUCCGAACGCCCCCUCGAAACGACCUCGCGAAAAUUACAAAAGAGACGCGGUCUCGCCAGCCCGAGCCGACCCUGACGUUGGAGAGAGCUCACACCGGCCGCCGUCGCGCCCGUGCCUCCGUCUCGGCCACUGCGGUGGUGCGUUUGCCGCGUUGGUCGCGGACGUCCUCGUCGGCGGUGGUGGCAAGGCGUGGGGGACGGCACCCGGACUGACGGCCCGCUCGAGAGGAAGACUGCGAGACCUGUGACCCCCGGCCGCGAGGGAAGGGGGCGGAACCCCGGGGGGAUGAAGGCGACCUCAAGGCACCACCCCC
Messenger RNA from Petromyzon marinus (sea lamprey), 6773 nucleotides. RefSeq names its product junction-mediating and -regulatory protein. Gene Ontology annotation, biological process: Arp2/3 complex-mediated actin nucleation. The record is from RefSeq and is a predicted model, not a curated record. Gene Ontology annotation, molecular function: Arp2/3 complex binding; actin binding. Lineage: Eukaryota; Metazoa; Chordata; Hyperoartia; Petromyzontiformes; Petromyzontidae. Gene Ontology annotation, cellular component: cytoplasm.